This is a messenger RNA of Echinococcus granulosus, 1623 nucleotides long. Its product is annotated as Transposon Ty3-I Gag-Pol polyprotein. The coding region runs from base 1 to 1623 and encodes 540 amino acids. The record is from RefSeq and is a predicted model, not a curated record. The transcript has 8 exons. Gene Ontology annotation, molecular function: nucleic acid binding. Gene Ontology annotation, biological process: DNA integration. Lineage: Eukaryota; Metazoa; Platyhelminthes; Cestoda; Cyclophyllidea; Taeniidae.
AUGCAGAAGGUAUUAGAGCUACUGGCACGGCCCAAGGGCCAGCCAACUCGACGGAGUGCAACGGCCAAAGCUGCCCAGUCUUAUCUAUCCGGGCUCUCUUCAGCUAGUAGAGAAGUGGAGGAGGUAUCGCUAGCUCACGUUAUCAAAAAAUUUACAGAGGGAGGAGGCGAGAAGAAAAUUGGAAUCUCGUGGUCAGAUUGGACUCCACCCCUGUCAAAAGUGAAUCAACCGGGCUUGUCUAAGAAUGUUAGGAAUAGGGAAGCGGGGACCGAUGAAUCUCGCUUCACACCGGUGGUAGCGCCCGCAGACCUACCCCCUUUCGAGGAAGAUAUGAAUUUUGAAGAGUGGCUCUUAACUGCCAAAUUCAACCUUCCUCUCUACCCCCGUUAUCAAAGAAUACCUCCUAUCCUUCGCGCCCUCCCUCAUGAUUUAUUCGUGGCCGCAGUCGGACCCAGCAUCACCCGCGAUACGGACGUUGACCAAUGCUGUGAUACAUUGGCUCAACUGGUCACUGAUCGUGAGGAGCAAACCCUGGCUAGGGACUUCUUUCAGCGUUUUCAAAAAGCUGAUGAGACCGACGAAGAGUACGCCAGGAACCUCCAACUCCUGGCGGAACGUGCGUUCCGCGGCUGCCCCCGAAACAAGAUCGCCAAUCGGAAGCUCUACGAAGCAAAGACUAAUUCACUCUACCAAUUGGUCAAGCUCGCAACCAGGAAGCGGCAGGAACUCCGGGGGCCCCCGACUUUCCGGAAACCGCGAAACUGGUCAAAUGCAGCAUCCUUGUACGGUGCUUCUCCGUGCUAUACUCCUAGACCGGAAGGAACCUUUUCCACUCACGAAGCCACCGCGGCCAACACAGAUACCCCUUCACCAAAAGACGACUCAGAUGACAUCUGCAAUGCCCUUUUUGAAGCUGCAGCCAUUUCCAUGAGCAAUCUGGAUGACCUUUGUGCACAGCUGACUCACAUUUCCAACUACGAGAGAAAAAAACUUCGUCAGCUCCUACUUAAGUAUGCGAACAUCUUCUCAUGGCAAGAGUGGUCGAAACUCUCUCUGGAGGAUGAGAUUUUAUGGUACCAAGAAGAUGUUCACUGUCCUAAGCGUCUAGUGGCUCCUGGAUCACUGGUACAAACAGUUCUGCAAGAGUUACACGAGCAACUUGGUUACGUGGGUGAAAAGAAGAUGUUAGACUCCUCAAAUGUGCGAGAUUUCUGCCGAACCUGCACCACUUGCAGUGGUUUUAAAAACCCCCAACCCACAGCAAGUGCACCUUUACAACCCAUGCCUACCGGUUUCCCAGGGGAAAGAAGAGGAAACCGGUAUAUUUUGGUUAUGGUCGAUUACUUCACGAAAGCGGCCGAGACUGAACCUAUGAAGUCACAAGACGCUGAAACGGUUGCUUCAGUUUUUUUCAAUCGGUGGAUUUGCCAGCAUGGAGUGCCCGAAUCCGUUCAUAGCGAUCAAGGCCCUAACUUCGAGAGUCGACUCUUCAUUGGGCUGUGUAAGAUGUGCCGAAUCUCAAAGACACGCACAACACCUGCACAUCCACAAGGCAACGGUCAGGUGGAAAGGACGAAUCGCACCCUAAUCGGACUACUGAAGGCCUUCACUAAAGACGCAUAA